Molecule: messenger RNA, 1238 nt
Organism: Rhizophagus irregularis DAOM 181602=DAOM 197198
Lineage: Eukaryota; Fungi; Glomeromycota; Glomeromycetes; Glomerales; Glomeraceae
Source: RefSeq, a predicted model, not a curated record
AAAAAUACAAUGUCCGAAACAAAUAUCACAAUAUUCUGUCUUGUUCUUGGAGAAAAACCCAUUAAUAGUUGCGUUUUCGAAGUUAAUAUCAAUAAAUACGAUAGUAUUUCACGCCUCAAAAACGUUAUAAGGGAUGAAAAAAAAAAUGAUUUUUUUAAUAUUGACGCUAACAAACUGAGAUUAUGGAAAGUUGAUAUACCUAUUAUUGAAGACGAUAAGCUGAAAAUACUUAAUAAGCCUCAUACAGAGAUUAAUAUUGAACAAGAACUUGGAGGUGAAGAGCUUUCAUCGGUUAAGAAAAUUCAUCAUUACUUCCACAAACCCAAAGAUGAGCACAUUCAUAUCAUCAUAACAUUGCCCACCAAUAACAUUGGUAAAUGGUACGUCUUCUUUGAACCAGCGAAUCAACAAAAAAUUGAUGAUUCUAUGAUCAAAAAAGAAUACGAAAAGGUUGAAAAAAUCGCAAAAGAUAUUGGUUUGGACGACUGGCUGUUGCUUAUUAUGUCAAACUGUUCAAAUAAUACAUUUAAAACCAACUUACCAUCAAAAUGUACGAUUAACGAUGAAAUUCAAUUCUAUGAUCCAUCUCGGGACCAAAUUGUUGACUCUCAAGAUAAGUCCUGCAUUAAUUCUAGGGUUAUUGAUGACAUUGAGCAAGAAACUGUAUCCGAUACUAUUGAAUUUGAUGAAUAUAAUAAAAGAAAAUUUGAUGAUGAUGAGGAUCUAUUAAUACGCACAAAGUUUCCAAGGUUGUCCUUAGAUUGUGCAGAGGACGAACCCUUAAAACCCUUAAAACAAAGCGUAAAGAUUUUAAUGUAUUAGAGGUUUUAUACGAAAAUUAAAAUAGAAUUGCUAAAUUACCUAUAUAUAUAUAAUUUUUGGUUUUUUUUAUAAUUAAAGAUUUGAACUUAAUAGUGUACAAAAAAUUAAUUAUUACAUUAAACAUCAAUCAGUUCUUUCUAGAUGGAACGCCGCGCCUUUGGAUUAAAUUAAAUUCUAUUAAAAUUUUGGUUAAAAUUGCCCUUAUAUAAACUGCUUAUUUUCUUUUCCAUCAAAUACUUUUUUUAAACCUUAUUUAUAUUUUCUUAAUAAAAUCUCUCGAUAAGAACACUAAAUAUAAAUUUAAUACUUAAUUUUCAAAAAUAAUAUUUUUCAUUUGUUUAUUUUAUUUAAAUUAUUCUAUUCUACAUAUAAAAAAAUUAUCAUCAAUAUAUAUCUAUGUAAAUAAAAAUCUCGGA